GCGCAAAGAGACCUACCAUCGAAGAAGAAACAUCCGCCGUUGAUUCACUGUAGUUGUUAGCAUUUCAGCUAACAUUAUCGUAAUUUAAAACAAACACGUAAUUUUUUAAGGUUUACAGACUGCUUGCAUCCUUUUCAGUUUAGGUGCUCACCAUGGCGACCGGUGCUGAUGUGAGGGAUAUUUUGGAGCUAGCAGGAGGAGACAAUGAUUCAGGACCCAUCAGCAAGAAAGACAUCAUCAACUCAGACAAGAAAAAAUCCAAGAAAGUUACAGAGACCUUGACAUUCAAGAGACCGGAAGGAAUGCACAGAGAAGUUUAUGCUUUGCUCUAUUCUGACAAAAAUCGAGAUGCUCCUCCACUAUUGCCGAGUGACACCACACAGGGAUAUCGGACAGUGAAGGCAAAGCUAGGCUGUAAGAAGGUGCGCCCCUGGAAGUGGAUGCCAUUUUCUAAUCCAGCCAGAAAAGAUGGAGCCAUCUUCCAUCACUGGAGACGUGCAGCAGAGGAGGGAAAGGAUUAUCCAUUUGCUCGUUUCAACAAGACUGUUCAGGUGCCUGUGUACUCAGAGCAGGAGUAUCAAAUGUAUCUCCAUGAUGACGGAUGGACGAAAGCUGAAACGGAUCAUCUGUUCGACUUGUGCAAACGUUUCGACCUGCGGUUCAUUGUUAUUCAUGAUCGCUAUGACCACCAACAAUACAGAAAACGCUCUGUGGAGGACCUUAAGGAGCGUUAUUACAAUGUUUGUGGCAAGUUAACAAAGGUUCGAUCAGGAACAGGGACAGAGCCCAAGAUCUACAUAUUUGAUGCUGGUCAUGAGAGACGCAGGAAAGAGCAGCUAGAAAGACUCUUUAACCGUACUCCAGAGCAGGUGGCAGAAGAGGAGUACCUGGUCCAGGAGCUGAGGAAGAUUGAGACACGCAAGAAGGAACGGGAGAAGAAGGCCCAGGACCUGCAGAAGCUCAUUACAGCCGCUGACACAACCACAGAGAUGCGCAGAGCAGAGCGUAAAGCCACCAAGAAGAAGCUGCCACAGAAACGAGAGACAGAAAAAACAGCUGUCCCUGAAACUGCAGGCAUCAAAUUCCCAGACUUCAAAUCUGCUGGUGUUUCACUACGGAGCCAGAGGAUGAAGCUACCCAGCUCAGUUGGACAGAAGAAGAUAAAAGCAAUUGAACAGAUCCUGACAGAGCAAGGAGUGGACCUUAACCCCAUGCCUACAGAGGAGAUAGUGCAGAUGUUCAAUGAACUCCGCAGUGACCUGGUUCUGGUGUACGAGCUGAAGCAGGCCUACAGUAACUGUGAGUACGAACAGCAGAUGUUGCGGCAUCGCUAUGAUGCUCUGUUGAAAGCAGGGGGCGCCGUUACACCACAGAGCGAGAGUGGUGGAGCCCCUGACAGUCAAACCUGGCCCAGCGCUGAUGACAUCAAAACUGAAACCAAGGAACAGAUAAUUGAUGUGGUUGGAGCUCCGCUCACUCCAAAUUCGCGCAAACGUAGAGAAUCUGCCUCCAGUUCCUCAUCUAUCAAGAAGGUGAAGAAACCAUGAUAUAAAUUACUUUUUAAACUCAGUUGGACACUUUGGGAAGAGGAAAGAGAGGUUUCUGGGUCUCUCUUAAGUGAUUGCCUGCUUUGGUCAGGGUCAAAGGGUGAGGUUGAAGACGUAGGUCAUCUAUUAUUUGCUCUUUUGAUGACCAGUGUCUGGCUCUCUCCGUUAAUAUAUUCAGCACAAUGACUACCUCUCUUGUCCACUCCUCAAUCCUGCCUGCUUCUCUCCUUUCUCCAUUUUCUGGGCCAAACCUGUGCCAUGACACAGACCACCCUUGACAUCCUAUUCCAUUUUACCACCUCCUGUGUCCUACAAGGCUGCCCUAAACCCAGAUGAACUGUAAAUUGACGGAGAGAGCUAAUCGGCACAUGACAAGACAGAAGCUAGGAGGGCGGAAAAAGGAAUUGUCUGCUUGUCUGUCUGAACGAAGCGUAUGCUGUACAGAUGGUUUGAGCAUGUCUGGAUCCUGUUGGGGAAUUUAUUGAAAUAGUGUUUGCUUUUUCCUUGGCUGCUGCUUGAAACAGCAUGCUCUGGAAAAAUGCCAACAUUUUUGGAGGUGUCCCUGUCUGUACAUCUGCCAUUCUGAUGUGCUGACUUUCACCUACAAUCCUGCGUUACCUCAGAAGAGCCUUACACCUCAAUCUCAAAUAAAUGCUUUCUUUUCAGUUUUUAUGUCCAGAUUCUUGACUGUAAAAUGUCUUUGUGUAGAGGUUUAAUAAAUUUUUUUUUUUUUUUACUAGUUUUUCCCUCUUAAUCAGUUAAAAUAAUAUACACUGCCAUUCAAAAGUAUGGGGUCACUUGACUGAAAUGUUUCUCAUGAUCUUAAAAAAUCUUUUGAUCUGAAGGCGUAUGCUAAAAUGUUUGAAAUAUAUAUAUGUUUUGUAGACAAAAAUAUAAUUGUGCCAACAUAUUAAUUUAUUUCAUUACAAAACUAAUAAAAACAUUUUUGAAAUGGAUGACUUGGACCGAAUAAUAAAGAAAAGCAGCCAAUAAGUGCCCAACAUAGAAGAGAACUCCUUCAAUACUGUUUAAAAAGCAUCCCAGUGUGAUACCUCAAGAAGUUGGUUGAGAAAAUGCCAAGAGCAAGUUUCUGCAAAUUCUAAGCAAAGGGUGGCUACUUCGAAGAUGCUAAAAUAUAACAUUUUUUAAUUAUUUUGGAUUUUUUUUAGUCACAACAUAAUUCCCAUAAUUCCAUUUCUGUUAUUCCAUAGUUUUGAUGACUUCACUCUUAUUCUAAAAUGUGAAGAAAAAAUAAUAAAGAAGAAUGAGUAAUUGACCCCAAACUUUUGAACGGC
This is a messenger RNA of Myxocyprinus asiaticus (Chinese sucker), 2842 nucleotides long. RefSeq names its product DNA methyltransferase 1-associated protein 1-like. Gene Ontology annotation, biological process: negative regulation of transcription by RNA polymerase II; DNA repair; chromatin remodeling. The record is from RefSeq and is a predicted model, not a curated record. Gene Ontology annotation, cellular component: Swr1 complex; nucleus; NuA4 histone acetyltransferase complex. The coding region runs from base 153 to 1547 and encodes 464 amino acids. Gene Ontology annotation, molecular function: transcription corepressor activity. Lineage: Eukaryota; Metazoa; Chordata; Actinopteri; Cypriniformes; Catostomidae. The transcript has 11 exons.